GUCACCCUGCCCGCCGGCCCCGGCAUCCUGUGGACCUACUCGGGCGCCUUCGUCUGCCUGGAGAUCGUGUUUGGGGGACUUGUCUGGAUUCUGGUCGCCUCGUCCAGUGUUCCUCUACCACUGCUACAAGGAUGGGUCAUGUUUGUAUCCGUGACAGCGUUUUUCUUUUCCCUCCUCUUCCUGGGCCUGUUCCUGACUGGCAUGGUGACUCAGAUUGAUGCCAAUUGGAACUUCCUGGAUUUUGCUUACCACUUUAUUGUGUUUGUCUUCUACUUCGGAGCCUUUUUACUGGAAGCAGCAGCCACAUCUCUGCACGAUCUGCAUUGUAAUACAACCACCGCCAUACAGCCACUUCUGGAUGAUAACAAGUACAACAUAAACGUGGCAGCUACAAUUUUUGCCUUUGUGACGACAGCUUGUUAUGGUUGCAGUUUGGCCCUGGCUUUUCGAAGAUGGCGACCGUAA
Elephantulus edwardii (Cape elephant shrew) is the source of this 465-nucleotide messenger RNA. It is a transcript of the gene MAL2, whose product is annotated as mal, T-cell differentiation protein 2. Gene Ontology annotation, cellular component: membrane. The record is from RefSeq and is a predicted model, not a curated record. Gene Ontology annotation, molecular function: structural constituent of myelin sheath. The transcript has 4 exons. Gene Ontology annotation, biological process: myelination. NCBI's taxonomy places the organism in Eukaryota, Metazoa, Chordata, Mammalia, Macroscelidea, Macroscelididae. The annotation marks the transcript as partial.